Messenger RNA from Hevea brasiliensis (rubber tree), 1285 nucleotides. RefSeq names its product putative SNAP25 homologous protein SNAP30. The transcript is spliced from 6 exons. Lineage: Eukaryota; Viridiplantae; Streptophyta; Magnoliopsida; Malpighiales; Euphorbiaceae. Bases 178 to 1062 code for a protein of 294 amino acids. Gene Ontology annotation, cellular component: SNARE complex; plasma membrane. The record is from RefSeq and is a predicted model, not a curated record. Gene Ontology annotation, molecular function: SNAP receptor activity.
CCUCUGUCUCUAAUCUGUUUCCUCUCCCAUUUCUACUCUUACACAAACCUCUAUUACUUCCUCUUCUCUUUUGCGUACCAAACUUCCAACUUUUCUAUUUCGAGAUUCCCAACACUUCUAAAGGAACCUCAGCCUCACGUAUACAUUUGAUGUGUACAAUCUUUCCUUAAAGACAAAAUGUUUGGAUUUAUGAAAUCACCUGCAAAUAAAGCAACUAAAGAAGAUCUUCCACCCCUCUCUACAGCUAAUCCUUUUGAUUCAGAUGAUGAUGAAUCCAAUGCCAAACAAGCAGGUCAGCGUGCAAAACGAGCUGCUUCUGAACCUGUUUUCAAUAAUCCAAAUAUCCCUUCUGAUGAUUAUGGGAGAAAGGGAGCUUACCCUUCAGGUGCAGACAGAUACAAGAAUGACUUCCGUGACUCAGGAGGACUAGAGAACCAAAGUGUUCAAGAGCUGGAGAAUUAUGCCAAGUACAAGGCCGAGGAGACAACAGAGAGUGUUAAUAAUUGCCUUAGAAUUGCAGAAGACAUCAGACAAGAUGCUACAAGAACUCUUGAUAUGUUGCAUGCUCAGGGUGAGCAAAUGACGAGGACCCACCAGAUGGCUGUGGAUAUUGAUAAGGAUCUGAGUAAGGGUGAAAAGCUGUUAAAUAAUCUUGGGGGCAUCUUCUCGAAGCCUUGGAGACCUAAGAAGACUAGGCAAAUAACAGGGCCUUUGAUCACUGCAGAUAAUCCAUCCAAAACAAGUGAGAACCACAAAGAACAAAGAGAAAAGCUGGGUUUAGGAGGUAAACCUAGAGGACAUUCAGCUCCUGCAACUCCUCCUUCUGAACCAACAAAUGCCAUGCAGAAAGUUGAGCUGGAGAAGGCAAAGCAAGAUGAUGCACUUUCAGAUUUGAGUAAUAUCCUGGGUGAUUUGAAGGGCAUGGCUUUUGAAAUGGGAAGUGAAAUUGACAGUGGCAGGGGACCUUUAAGUGCUGUGAUCAUCGUAAACAUAGUAAAUGCAGGCAAAAUAAAGCCCUUGAUCAUCUUAGUGAUGAUGUUGAUGAGCUCAACUCUCGAGUGAAAGGAGCCAAUCAGCGUGCCCGCAAGUUACUUGGGAACUGACACUGAGCAGCCACCAGACUACCAAACUUAAUUUCUGCUUAUUGUUUAUUGGUUGUAAUGUCCUUUUAAACCCCUCCUGCUGUUGAAUUCAUUUGUUCAUGCCUGGAAACCAUUAAUUGGUAUUCAUGCAUGCUACUGAAUAUUUUUUUUUCUUGCAAGAUAUUAUCAUGCAUCUUCUUCUA